CGCGACACCGCACAUUUGGUUCACAGGAAAAAGAUUCCUUGUGGGAGAGUAGCCGCAUUUCGUUUAGAUCAGACAGGUCAGAAAGCAGGAAAAAGAUGGCAGAUAACCAGGAAAUGUCUCCAUUGGAGAAGAAGGUGGCAGAACAGAUCGAGUACUAUUUUGGUGACCACAAUCUCCCCCGAGACAAGUUCUUAAAGGAGCAGGUGCAGUUAGAUGAUGGCUGGGUCACUCUCGAGACCAUGCUCAAAUUUAAUAGACUGAAAAGUCUCACGUCUGACGCAGCUGUCAUAGUCCAGUCGCUACAGAAAUCCAAAACUGGUUUGCUGGAGCUCAGUGAGGACAAAACCAAAAUUAGGCGAAGUCUGAACAAACCCCUUCCUGAGAACAAUGAGGAAUACAGAGACACACUCAAACACAAAUCCAUCUAUAUAAAAGGUUUUCCUCUUGACACUACGCUGGAUGAGAUUAAAGAGUGGCUCUCUGAUAAAGUAACAGCUGAGAACAUCUACAUGAGGAAAGGACCACUGAAGACUUUCAAAGGCUCCAUCUUUGCGGUUCUAGAAUCUGAAGAAGCCGCGAAGGACUUUGUCGCGCGUGCUGAUGUGAAGGAGUACAAAGGAAACGAGAUGAUCGUCUUGAUGAAAGAGGCCUAUUUUUCUAAAAAGAUGACCGAGAGGAAGCAGCAUCGUGUUGACGCAAAGGCUAAAGCAAAAUGUGAAAAGGAGGACAAGCAAAAACAAGCUGAAGAGAACGAGCUGAAAUCCCUCGAUGAUCAGAGAGGUUGCCUUUUGAAGUUCACCGGUGAUUUAAGUGAUAUCUCAAGAGAAGAUUUUCACAAAGUCUUCUCUGAUCAUGCCCAGAUCAGAUGGAUUGAUUUCACUAGAGGAGCUAAAGAGGGCACCAUCCUGUUCCACACAAAUGCCAAAGAGGCCCUGCAGAAAGCCCGUGAUGCUCAGGAAGGGGAAGAGGAGCUGAAGGUCAAAGGCAAGGUCGUUCAGUGGGAGGUGCUCGAGGGAGACACAGAACUGGAGAUGCUGAAGAAAAUCAUCGAGGAUCAGCAAGAGUCGAUAAACAAACGCAGGGGAGGCAGAGGAGGUCACAGGGGUCGUGGAAGAGGCAGAGGAGGUCGCAGAGACAGAGGAGGAAGAGAACAGACACAGUUCCGGGGAAAGAAGACCAAGUUUGACAGCGAUGAGGAGGCAGAUGAAGAACAUGCUAGUCCGAAGAAGAGAGCACUUGAGUCUGACAAUCAAGAUCAUGGAGAGCCGGCCUCCAAACAAGCAAAAAGCGAGAACGGAUCUUAAGGGCAAAGAGCUGUGUCCUGCUUUUCUGAAUUGUACAGUAGAUAUCAAGAAUUCCGGAAAAUGCUUUCUCCUACUACUUCCAGUGUCAAAGGCCUAACUGCUGCACAAAAGCUUUGCCGCCACACUUCUCCCAAAACUCCCCAUGAAAAACGCUUUAUAUACCAGAUUCAUAUAGAGAUUUUUUUUGUUUCUUUGAACAAGCAAAAAUGGAUACGAAGGUUCUUUUUUUUUUUUAUUUAUUUGCCAUUUACACGUAUAUGAUGGGUUUAUUGGAUUUAGAUCUCGUCUGCUGUCUUCCCAAUUUACAGCUGUCUGUAAAUGUUCGUUGAUUUCAGAUCACCUGUUGAAACAAUUAGCUGGAAGCGUUAUGUUAUUAUUGACAUCUGUAGAUGAUAAUCCCAUUCGUUCAUGCCUAGAACUGAGACUUUUUGCAGAUUCUGCACAGAUUGUUGAUUCAGACAGAGGGGUUGUUUUGCUCAUAUUUUGGCAAUGGAUUUUGUGAUAUGCCAAAAGGAACAGUUUUUUUUUUUUGUCCAUUUAACACAUGCUAAUUAAUUCCAUCUGUUUUAUUGUCAUUUGCACAAACCUGCGACCUUGUUUCUCUAUAUUUGUUGGUUUAAAUUUGCAUCAAAUAGUUACAGAGUCUUGUAGAGUAAGGCAUUAGAUCAUCUUAAUUUGUUAUGGAAUGGCUUUUUUUUUUAUUGAAUCUCUGCAAAAACAUAUCUCUUAAUCUAAAGUGCUGUUUUAGAUGCUGUGCUCCAUAUUGACCUCUUCUGGGUUUCAACAAGCACUCAAAUGUAGUUGUUUUGUUAGUUUCUUGUGUGUUGAGAUUGAAUUUAGGUUAAUAUUACAUGCAUUUUGAAUUUCAAUAAAGGUCCUGAAAAUCACUAGUAGUUGUAGUUUUGUGAAGAUACAGGUUAAUGUAUAACAUCAAUGUGAUCUUUCCCCAACAGAAAUAAAAAUGUUGUG
Molecule: messenger RNA, 2273 nt
Organism: Xyrauchen texanus (razorback sucker)
Lineage: Eukaryota; Metazoa; Chordata; Actinopteri; Cypriniformes; Catostomidae
Gene: ssb
Product: small RNA binding exonuclease protection factor La
Exons: 12
Coding region: 96-1304 (402 amino acids)
Biological process (GO): positive regulation of translation; RNA processing
Cellular component (GO): cytoplasmic stress granule; cytosol; ribonucleoprotein complex
Molecular function (GO): RNA binding
Source: RefSeq, a predicted model, not a curated record